This is a messenger RNA of Phytophthora sojae, 1095 nucleotides long. RefSeq lists its product as hypothetical. Bases 1 to 1095 code for a protein of 364 amino acids. Lineage: Eukaryota; Oomycota; Peronosporomycetes; Peronosporales; Peronosporaceae. The transcript has 3 exons. The record is from RefSeq and is a predicted model, not a curated record.
AUGGACUCCUGGCUGCAGGAGAUUCAUGACACUCGUCGUGCUCUGGCGAAUUUGGGGCGCGUGAUUGAUGACGACCUCACGGUGGAUGUAAUCCUCAUGGGUGUGGUACACACUCACCGGGCCGUCGUACGGCAGUUCUCGCGGAUCAUGGCUCCUGGCUCUCGGCCCACGCUCCAGCAAGUGUUGAACACGCUGAAGUCUGAGACCGAGAUGGACGAGAUUGUGCGUGAUGAGGAAGAAGACAGUGGUAAGAUCCUGCACGAAGGGCACUACCAGAAUGUGUGCCGAAAGCGGCAAUUUGAUCUGAAGCAUGGCGCAGCUGGUAUGGCAAAAGGAGCUGGAGGCAAGCCCAGUGAGGGUGGAGGCAAGUCCGGUGGCGGUAGAGGCAAGAAACCCUCUCCGAAAGGAGGUCCUCCACAGCCAUCACCCCUGGGAAUGAUUGGACGAGUGGAGAAUACGUGUGCUGUAACAAGCACAGGGUCUACUGCUGCUGUAUCGCCGAACGGGUCUGAUUCUUUGGAGUGGAUACUAGAUUCAGCUGCAAUUACGCACACGUGUGCUGACCGCGAGCUUAUGUUGCGUUUUCCGCACUAUGUGGAGACUAACACACCACAUGAGUCCUGGACGGGUGAAAUCACUAGGGAGCAUUUGGUAUCAGAGUUGGAGACAUCCUUUGUAUCCACAGAGGAUUCCCAUGGGAGCGGUGGCGGUGAGCUACGGUACACCCUAACUGGGGAUCGCAAUGUCCCCGGCUGUCACGUGAAUUUGCUGAGUGUAAAUGCUUUGGAGGAGGAAGGCUGGCGUUGCGAGUCCAGGUAUCCUGAGAAUGGUCCCCCUCAGCGUCUGAUGUGGAUAGGAUCAACAGCAAUUUUGUUCGAGAAAAGUCAUGGGUAUUAUCGUACUCGAAGUAUCCAUGCACCUGCUCGCGUCGUUGCGUCUGCUAGGGCUGCUGAUAAUUCGCUGUUUCAGUGGCACCUUCGGUUCGCACAUGUAAAUGCUGACGCGUUGCAGAAGGUCUAUCGUGAUAAACAUAAUGUCCUAGAAAAAGCUGCGGCCACGACGCUCAAUCUGCUGCUGCGAAAAGCUGAUGUCUGA